Encephalitozoon hellem ATCC 50504 is the source of this 309-nucleotide messenger RNA. Its product is annotated as small ubiquitin-related modifier protein. Gene Ontology annotation, biological process: protein sumoylation. The transcript has a single exon. Gene Ontology annotation, molecular function: protein tag activity; ubiquitin-like protein ligase binding. The record is from RefSeq and is a predicted model, not a curated record. The coding region runs from base 1 to 309 and encodes 102 amino acids. Lineage: Eukaryota; Fungi; Microsporidia; Unikaryonidae. Gene Ontology annotation, cellular component: nucleus.
AUGGGAUCGGACUCUGGAAGCGAAUCCAAGGCUAAUGGAAAUGCUUUGCAGGCCACGACUUCCAAGAAAGUGCCGCUGAAGCUUGUUGACCAGGAUGGAACAAUGCUUGUCUUCAAUGUUAAGAUGAACACAACGUUCAGGAAGAUACUUGACGCUUUUUCUCGUAACCUUGGAAAGAACAGCUCUGAGUUUCGGCUACUGUUUAAUGGAAAGAACAUUGAUCCUGGAAAGACACCAAGUGACUUUGGGUUUGAAGGUAAUGAGGAGCUCGAAGUGGUGACCUCACAGGUGGGUGGAUGGUCUUGGUAA